Molecule: messenger RNA, 645 nt
Organism: Lathyrus oleraceus (garden pea)
Lineage: Eukaryota; Viridiplantae; Streptophyta; Magnoliopsida; Fabales; Fabaceae
Exons: 1
Coding region: 123-452 (109 amino acids)
Source: RefSeq, a predicted model, not a curated record
AGAACUCUCAGGAAAACCCCAGACAUUUAGAGAGAGAGGAAUUUAUUCUACAGAGAAAGAAAAAAACAGAGAAAAGAGAACAACCUUAACAAGUGUGAGAGAAAAAACGCCCAGCGUUAACUAUGUUUUUCUUUUUUGCAGGAGGGUUAGAACAACAAGUCCGACAGGUGGUGAAAUCCAGUGUCGGAAAGUGCAUCAACUGCGGUUCACGCGCUGAUCUUGUUGAAUACGACAAAGUUCUGAAGCUCUUUUUCGUUCCCGUUUGGCGGUGGCCCGGGAAGGACAAUCUCUUGUAUUGCCAAGACUGCAAGUUUUUGUUUCCUCAAUCUCAUUCUCUUCCUCCGCCUUCGAACGGUGGUUCUAUGUUGCCGGACGCCUUGAAAUGUCGGUACUGUGAUCGGAAAGUGGGGGCUGAUUUCACGUUUUGUCCUUACUGCGGUACUCAACUGUAAACAAAUAAAGGGUCUUAGUGUUUGAUUGGUGUUUGUUGAAUGGUUUAGAAAAUAGGGUGGUGUUUAUGCGAUGUACAAAAUGAAUAAUCAUGCUAUUACAUGUUAAUUUUGAUCCUCUCAUUAUGAAAUAAACUAGUAUGUAAUGUAUGAAUAUGGGAAUGGAAUCAAUGUAUCAUGUCUUUGUUUAAGCUAA